This is a messenger RNA of Kwoniella shivajii, 2211 nucleotides long. RefSeq lists its product as uncharacterized. The record is from RefSeq and is a predicted model, not a curated record. The transcript is spliced from 3 exons. The coding region runs from base 1 to 2211 and encodes 736 amino acids. Lineage: Eukaryota; Fungi; Basidiomycota; Tremellomycetes; Tremellales; Cryptococcaceae.
AUGUUUCCUACAACAUCUAGAAAUAGAUCAUAUCGACGUACGGUUAAUGCCGCAAAGGCUUAUCAACAUGAAUCGCCACCCACCACGCUAGACAAAGAUAACGAAGGUCAAAUCGAAGGUGAAGGUGAAGGAGGGGGAGAUAGUUGUUAUGGUGUGAAAAGCGUUUCUAGUUGGGGUGAACAAUCCCAAUCUGAUAUAUCACCCACACUGUCCAAUCAAGAUAUGCAUAAGGGACAAGAUGACGCAAAUAACGAUGAUGACGAUGAGGAAGAGGAAGAAGACUCAUCAACACCGGAAGGAGGUGAUGGUCUGGUCACAUCUCAAGUAGGUUUAGGCUUAGGUAUUAACCCUCCUAUAGCUCUUGCUAGUGGGCCAAUAUAUCCUGAAAGUGGUGGUUCCAUCGAAAAAGUCGAUAUCAACCAUACGACUACUCAACCUAUUUCCCCUUCAAGACCUAUUCAUACGAGAUUAGAACAAAGGAUCAUACCCCCUAGUCCAGAAGAUACAGUUCAUCCACUCGAUCACUCACCUUCACAUCCACCUUCAUCAAUUAACAAUGCUGGUCUGCACGAAGAGAUGAUUGGUUAUGGAUCAUCGAGGGAGAGAGAACAUCAAUUGACUUUAGAACAUAUAACAAGAUCAUUUGAUACUUCUUCUUCAUCACCUUCACGUUCACCUUACUUGCAACAUUCAGAACCUUCUUCACCUGCGAGCUUUACUUCCAUGCCAUCAUACGUAGCUUCCCUAUCUUCCCUUUCGAGGACUUCUUCAAUCUCACCUCUAGGUAUGGGAGAUUAUCCACAUCAUCAUCAUCACAAUCAUCAUCACCUUAGUGAAGAUGGUAACGAGGAUGAAUUGGUCUUGCCUACUUUAUCGUUACCAUCUGAAAGUUUAAGUUUACAUAUGAGCUUAUCGAAAUGGACCGAAUCUCCAGAAGGUGCAUUGGGCGUCAUACUCUUGGGUUCCAGAGAGGAGGUAGAGAAGACUUUGAGGAAGAUCAGAGAGAAAGAACAUCUUGUGGAAAUCAAAGGUGGCGUUGUAGGUAUAGUCAGAAAUGGGAAAGUUCAGUUGCGAAUCAUAACGGGGUUGAGGGAUGCACAUCAAGUGCGAAAUAGGAUGCUUCAUCUAUAUAAUGUACUCAAUGGCUUACUGCAUCCACAAUUAGGAGAUGAUACCAACUCUCAAACUGAGCUAAGAAGGCUGGUAGAGGGUUAUGUUGGCAGAUCAGAUUGGGUACACGCAGUCAUUUCGCUUGAGAAUACUGCCGACACACAAUCACUUCGAGAUCUCUUACCGACCAUUAUAUCAGUUGCCUCAAAACCCGCUUCCCAGGUCCGCGAAGCUAACGAUCCCGAAUAUAACGAGGAAGUCCCUUAUUCUCGCCGGGGUGAAGUCGAACCUACACCUAAACCAUCGUUCGAAGCAUCAGGUUAUUUCGCUCCUCGCGUACAAUCGCCUUCCUCCUCAUCGUCGCGAGAUUCGUCACCUUCAUCCAACCGUUCCGCAGAAACAGACCAAUCAGUGAACCAAAUUCUUCAGCUACUUGACCAUCAAAACGAACACAGUCGAAGAUCGAUUGAUUCAUUUCUAUCCUUCCGAUGUCGUGUUCGCUCUGAAGCACCUCAAGAUAUCUCGCAAGAACAGUAUAUCGAUACUACAGGGUACGAACAUACUGGUGGACAACGCACGAUGACUUCAUCAAUGACAUCUGCGUCUUCCGGAGUAGGUGCCAUGCCCACUGUAGCCAGGGCUCAAGGUGGUGGUGAAUGGGAAGCCAACUUAUCUAGAAGAAUAGCGCAACGUAGAGAAUCUGAGACCAAAUCCAAAGCAACACGCGAAAGAUCAAAUAAUGGUAACAAUCUCAACCUACGUGGUAGAGGACGAGCAGCAGCGGGAACAGGAUUAUCAGGUCAAUAUCAGAAACCAAAAAGGAAAAGAUCCAUGGAUAAAUUUGGAAGUGGAUUGAGUAAACCUAAUACAAGAGAAGGACUCGAGAAAGACUGUUUACCUCCUCUAUUUCCUACAUCCAAAUCAAAUGCAAGGUCACCAAAGUCGAUAAGCGAAAAAGGUUUAGGAGUCAGAGGUUUAAUCGAAAGAACAUUUAAAGGUAUGAGGCAGUGGAGAUGGUCUCCAGGUUGGAAAGGUCUAUUAGUUGUAAGUUUCGUUGUAGCUGUAGGUUUGGGAUGUCUGGUCAGUAAGCGAACUUUUUGA